GUUUUGGCGCUGUUGAGGCGAUUUUUCCUCUACCACGACUUGGACGACGAUUGUGCGGGGUGGGGGUCGACGUAUACCACCAGGACUCGGCUUCAUACCCUCACUGACGAUUUUCUAGACUUACUGACCAGAACGCAUAUCGAUAUAUCCUAGAUCGGCGUCGACUCCGACGAACUGCAACGACAUGGCUUCCGAAGACGAAGCACCCGCAGAGACCACGGUGCCUCAACCUCACCCAUAUCUUCAUGAUCCAUUGCUCUAUAUUUCAGGCAUACCGCCACAUGUUCAAGAUGACCAGGUCGCUGCUGCGUUUACCCAUUGCGCGCCGUUCAGGCCGAACAUCUCGCGUGAGGACACCACGGUUCCACUGUCGGGUACGAUCGAGUUUAAGUACCUCGAGAAAGGUGACCGAGAAAGCGCUUGCAACGUUGCAGUCGCGCCCUAUACCAGGCGUGCUGCCUCCCGUUCACCUCGUGUUAUCGCCGUACCCAUCCACAACUCCACCCACACCGCUCCCUCCACCAUCUGCCCAAGCCCGACUCGUCAAGCACCUCCCACCGGGUUUCACAGACUCGCAACUCUACGAUCUCUUCCGUCCUUUUGGCGCUUUACAUUCCGUUCGAGCUCAAUCGCCGUACGGACAGAACACAGGCAUAGUAGAAUAUUGGAGAGAAGAAGACGCACGAGUUGCUGAAGAGGCCAUGCAUUGUGCUGAAGUCGAAGGUCAGAAUAUUGCAGUCCAGAUCUGGCACGCGAAGAGAGCUGGCGCAACGAUGACUGAUUUCAAUGCGGCUGCACCUGCCUUUGUUCCUACGGGAUCGAUUUAUCCUUACCCAACUCAGUACUCGCCACCACGAUCUACCCCUUACCAGGCCACGCCGAGAUCUCCGCUCUUUGUGCAUGGUCCCGGCCAGCAGGUGCAACUUGCUCCCUUGUCGGGUCCUGGGUCUACAAGCCAUAGUGGGUUGAUCGAUCCGUGCAAUCUCUUCAUCAAAAACCUCGAUACAUCGAUUGAUUCUAAUGGGCUCUUCACACACUUCCGUCAAUUUGGUUCAAUCGUCAGUGCAAGGGUCAUGAGAAACGAAAAUGGCGAAAGUCGGGGAUUCGGUUUUGUCUCCUACCAAAUGCCCGAUCAAGCGGCUGCUGCGUUGCACGGCAUGAAUGGCGUCCAAAUUGGCACUAAGCAGCUCGUUGUGCGUCUGCACGAGCCUAAGCAACUUAGACAGGAGAAACUCGCUGCACGAUUUGGUGGGCACAACGGGCACCCACGUAGCAGCAGUGGGGCCACGAGUCCAACUGCUAGCGAGGCUGGAGAGAGCUAUGGUGGAUGGUCCAGCCCGAACCAGAGGCCUCAAGUGCUGGGGUCGCCAAUCAUGGGUCAUGGACAUGGAAUCGAUAGACCUGAUAGGGCUCGGCGGAGCUCCGGAAGUUACUAUCAUGCUGCCUUACAAGGAACAUUGAACCUCCCAAUGCGCUAUGACGAUCUCUCAGCGCUCUCUCCUGUUGUUCGCAAGGAAGUGCUCUCCGGUGAACUGAGUCGCCGUAUCAAAGCUAUGAACGCCGUACCCACGGAUGAGCUUGAUACAGUGGUAGACGCCAUUGUUGCUUUAUCUUUGAGCGAUGUCGUGCAAGGCAUUCAAGAUCCCGCCAAGUUGACCGAGCAGAUCCAAGCCGCGAGGAACACUCUUCACCUUUCGAAGGUGUCAACUCCGGCAAAGUCGAAAUCGCCUUCGCCUUCACCUGCUGCUUCUCAGGAUUCGAACUCACUUGAUGUUACUGCACCGAACGCUACUGCAUCCGCUCCCGACCAUCCGUCGACCCCGUUGUCGAUGCCGGCCACGCUGUCAACUCCACCGAGAACGGAAUCCCCUGCUGGAUCUGUUGCACCGACGUCGGAAAGAGAUCGCAUGGCCGCUGCCGUAGGCAGACUGGAGUCGUCUCGCGGCGCAGAGCUUACGGACCUCUUGAUGAGCUUGCCUAAGCGUGAAAGAGCCAUGUGUUUGUUCAACGUUGAAGUUUUGAGAGCAAAGAUCGCCGAUGCCAAGCUGGUAUUAGAGGUGGAGGAGGAAGAGGGAGCUCAGAGUGAAGUCAUAAAUCCCGUUCCUCAGACCCCGGUUGCGAGGAAGGUCUCCACGUCGUACGACGCUUCGCCGAAGACUCCUGAUUUGAGCUCGCGUGGGCCCUCGGCGACGGCUUCACCUGCUCCCGCUACUCCGAGUGCACCUAUAUCCGCUGCCCCGUCGACUAAUACGGUGCAUACCAUUGCCUCUUUAGCUCGGCUGCCAGCGUCCGAGAUUGUCAGGCUUGCGAACUCCUCUUCAGCUACUGGUUUGCCAUUGCCUAAGGCCGACCCUCUAGUGGUCAAGGCCACUGAUGACUUCAUCGAUAGUCUGAUGGAUAAGCCAUCUCAGCAACAAAAACAACAACUCGGUGAUAAGUUGUGGCGUGUUGUGAAAGCGUUUGGAAUCAAGGGUGCCGUGAGUAUCGUCUUUGUCUCUGGUUUCAGGGUCGUGGUUCUUUCGGAACCGCGGUCGAGGCACAAGGUAGAGAUACAUUCUAACGAUGAACUUUGUUAUAUUCAGCCCAAGAUCACUAUUGCCCUUCUGGAUCAAGACGAACUUCGACCCCUCGCCCAUUUGAUGAAUAGUUACCCCUCUGUCUUGAAGGAAAAGGCACUUCUCGUACAAGCUGCCCAAAGCAAAUAAUGUCACGCAACGCCCAACGACUCGAAUACGCCAACGUCUCCAUUCCUCGUUUCUUGCUACCUACGAUGCCCCUCGACGUGACGUGAUGCACACUACGACUGACGCGCUUUGCUUUGAUCUCCUAUUCCCAAGUUCUUCUUUCAGACAUCAAGUUAACCUUUCGCCCCAUAUCGCCGACGACAGAUCGCACAGUCUCACGGAUAACGGAAUUCUCUCUACAUCCCUAAUACCCCGGGUCCCGAAGACCGUAAUCGCACAGUCACAUACUGUUUCUUUCUGUCGAUUGUUUCCCAAGCCGUCCCCCGCUUUUUUUGCGUACAUAGUAGGUUUAAUGAAGGUGGUCUACACUGCAGUAGCCUCCGCUGCUUCCAUAUCCCAAUCGUUUAUUCUCUCAAGUAUCACUCCCUGUCUGAAUUUCAUUCACCCAUCCCCUCUCCACAUUUUCCUCCGAACAUCGCUACCUGCAUUCCCUCGCGUUCAUUGUUGUCUUUGCCGUUGGAUCGGCAUCUCUCAUAGUUCGUCAACGGCUCCGACGACCAAUUGCUCUUCUUACGACCUUUCAUGAUGAUGAUUUCCUUCUUGGUUUGGUUCUUCCUGUGCAAUUCCUUUUUUCCUUUGACAUUUGCUGUGCUUAUCCUCUGUCUGUCGAUCUGACAUCCCAAUUGUGCUCUUGAGUAGGUUGCCAUAGCUUUCCACUGAGUUGCUACAAAUGUAUGUAAGUAGUUUAUCAAGCCCCAACCACUCAGCAUAUUCCCCUAUAUUUGGAGGACACUAAAACAUGUGCAAUUCCGAUACGC
This is a messenger RNA of Somion occarium, 3502 nucleotides long. NCBI's taxonomy places the organism in Eukaryota, Fungi, Basidiomycota, Agaricomycetes, Polyporales, Cerrenaceae. The record is from the annotation of a GenBank genome assembly.